AGGCCGUUUAGAGCCAGACCUUUACGUGCACAUUUAUUUAUUUUUUAAUACACCAUGUGCAUGCGCCGCGCUCAUCUGUGGACGUGCCUGCUCGACCUCUGAGUUUUAAGGGAACGAUAGUAUUCAGCGAGCUGGACUUGAUCCGUUCUGGGAAGUCAGCGAAGGACCAAACACCCUAAAUGCUCAACAAGUUGUUUUUUUAUUUUUGACUUGAUUUUGAUAUUUGAGGCUCGCGCCGAGCGCAACGGGAGCGUCUUUCUUUGUUUAAAAUAGAAACCUUUUUGUUGUCCGUGUCAUGGGAGUGUAAAGGACACGCCGCGUCUGGACACAAUGUCAUUGAAAGUCGGUAGAAGUGGGGAUGCGUUGAAGCGGCUGCAGACCAGAGAGAUUUCGAGCGUCAGGCUGUGAACACCUCACCAACUUAAUUCCGGCAUCCGUUUUACAAAACGCGUUGUUUCAGAGUCCAUUCGCUUUCUCCAGUCAGUCUGAGCGCUUCAGCCGCGGGGAGAUAAUAUUUCGGUGCGCCUGCCAUCGUGAUGAGGUGGGUUUUCCGCUCGGAUACUGAUUAUGACAGCGUGUCGCGGACCUCGUGAAAGCAUGGGCUAGAUUUGCGCUAAUUUUACUUCUUUCCGCCGCCGUGCGUUUCCCUUGACCGUGUGUUUAUACGUUUGAGUGUCAGAUUGAAUCAGUGCGCCUCGGAGUGCGAGCGCCCGUGUUGCCUGUAAUGUGCGUCCCUUCUGUCCAUUAACAAACGCAUCCCUCCCGACAGAGGAUCAAGUGUCCUUGUCAUUCAUGCCUGGGUGAAUGUUCUCCACUCUUACCACCUUAAAGCCAGAAAGCAUCUCUUACAUGAUGACAAAUGCUGAAAAGGACCUAAACUGAGUGGGCAUAUAUGCUACACAGACAGGACCCCGACGGCCAAUGAGCAUCGAGCGCCGUUAUCUACAACAGACCGGGAAUCCGGUGCCAAUAUGACCGGCGUCGGAGCAUUGAGGGCGGCUGUGGAGAGGAGAGGGAGGGCCUCGGGUGGAGAGCAACGUUUCAAGGACGCGGAAGGAGGAAUGAUACAGAAACAUCUGUGAGCACAAACGUGACUCUGAGAAAAGAAGGAAAGUGAAGCUGCUGGCGUCACACCGGCAGAGUGAAGGAUUUAAUGGAUGGAUGGGGCUUUUUCCAAGGGCACUGAGGUAAGGAUGACCACCUCGGCGCAGAGAGGGCGGAGGUGUGAGCUGUCGGCUUCAGGAGAAUGACUGAAGGCUCAGAGCACCUUUCUUUAGCUUCCUCAAUUUAACAUUCAGACUGACGUUUUCAUUCUCACAUAUGUAACCUAGAGGUGUGGACAAUACUGAACUGUGGUUUUCCAGAGGAGGUGGGAGUUAUUACAAGUUAUAGUGACACUCCCCUUCCCUGAGUUGGGAUGGAUGGGGUGGCUGGAGGUGUGGGCACCCCCAGCAGCACUGGGGGAUCUGGGGCAGACAGCUUGCCUAGACGUAAUGGAGGGGACGCAAAGCGGCGUAGUAAGGGCAGCCUGCCCUCUCCAGGUUACAGGCUGUCCCAGGCGUCUCUGGAAGGAGAGAAAGGUUCCUUUGGAGGAGACAGCACUUCCUUAAGUGGGCGUGGACGUAGACUCUCAAUCAUGAGCUCUUCCACUAGAGAUGGCCUCCCCUUCCGAGCUGCAGGCACCCCAACCACCCCGGUGCCCCUGCCGCCUCCGCCCUCCUCUUCGUCUGGCACAGCGCAUCCUCCUCCACGCUCAGUGGGCUUCGCGUCCCGCGCCGCCCUGGCUUCCACCUCCUCCACCGGGACCGGGGUCAUGGUGGUGGCCACCGGCGCAGAGACCACAACCACCACUGCGGCGGGGAGCCCCGAGAUGAUGUCUCAGGCUGGUCUGGGUGUGCUCGGUAUGGGGCUGGACGGGGAGGACUACAGCAACUCCAACCAGAGCACCUUCAUCCAGAGACAGUUUGGAGCCAUGCUUCAGCCGGGGGUCAACAAGUUCAGCCUGCGCAUGUUCGGAUCCCACAAAGCCGUGGCACUGGAGCAGGAAAGACUGAAGUCGGCAGGGUCUUGGAUUAUACACCCUUACAGUGACUUCAGAUUUUACUGGGACCUGUUGAUGCUGUUGUUGAUGAUGGGCAACUUAAUCGUCCUGCCCGUGGGCAUCACGUUCUUUCGAGACGAGAACACGGCCUCAUGGAUAAUAUUCAACGUGGUCUCUGACACUCUCUUCAUGGUCGACUUGGUUCUCAACUUUAGGACGGGCAUCGUCAAGGAAGACAGCACAGAGAUAUUACUAGACCCCAGGGCGAUCCGUCAGAAAUACCUGAAGAGCUGGUUCCUGGUGGACUUUGUUUCAUCCAUCCCUGUGGACUACAUCUUUCUGAUGGUGGACAGUUUGGACUCCGAGGUCUACAGGACAGCCAGGGCGCUGCGCAUAGUCCGCUUCACCAAAAUCCUGAGUCUGUUACGGCUUCUUCGUCUGUCCAGAUUAAUCCGUUACAUCCACCAGUGGGAGGAGAUCUUCCAUAUGACCUAUGAUCUUGCGAGUGCCAUGGUGAGGAUAGUGAAUCUGAUUGGUAUGAUGCUGCUUCUGUGCCACUGGGAUGGCUGUCUCCAGUUUUUGGUCCCCAUGCUGCAGGACUUCCCUCCCGACUGCUGGGUUUCCAAGAACCUGAUGGUGAACGACACAUGGGGCGUGCAGUACUCCUAUGCUCUUUUCAAAGCCAUGAGCCACAUGUUGUGUAUCGGGUACGGUGCCCAGGCUCCAGAGGGGAUGACUGAUGUGUGGCUCACCAUGCUCAGCAUGAUCGUGGGCGCCACCUGCUACGCCAUGUUCAUCGGCCACGCCACCGCUCUCAUCCAGUCAUUGGACUCCUCACGACGGCAGUAUCAGGAAAAGUACAAGCAGGUGGAGCAGUAUAUGUCAUUCCAUAAGCUUCCUGCAGAUGUCCGUCAAAAGAUCCAUGAGUACUAUGAGCACCGCUUCCAGGGGAAAAUGUUUGAUGAGGAGAACAUCCUGGGAGAGCUUAGCGAGCCACUCAAAGAGGAGAUAGUCAGCUUUAACUGCCGGAGCCUGGUGGCUAACAUGCCGCUGUUUGCCAACGCUGACCCCAACUUUGUGACUGCUGUGCUGACCAAGCUCCGCUUUGAGGUGUUUCAGCCGUCGGACUUCAUCAUCCGUGAGGGCACGGUUGGACGGAAGAUGUAUUUCAUCCAGCAUGGACGAGUCAGUGUAUUGACCCGUGGCAACAAGGAAACCAAGCUGAGCGACGGGUCAUACUUUGGAGAGAUCUGUUUGUUGACUCGUGGGCGGAGGACGGCCAGCGUCCGAGCAGACACAUAUUGCCGUCUGUACUCUCUCAGUGUGGACAGCUUUAACGAGGUUCUGGAGGAACACCCGAUGAUGAGGCGUGCCUUUGAAACUGUUGCUGUUGACAGAUUGGACCGCAUUGGCAGGAAGAACUCCAUGCUCCUGCGGAAGUCAUCCCAGGGUGGCUCUCUGGGGGGCAGCAUGGGUCGAGGUGGAGGCCGGGGUGGAGGGGGUCCGGGAGCUGGAGGUGGCUUGGCUGCAGGCAGUAUUGGAUCCUGUGACAGCAUGCUGGUGCAGCAAAUUGUCAAACAUGACAGCAUGCCGGCCAUGCAGGAUGCCAUCGCGGCAGCCGCUGCAGGAAGAAGCGGAGUCAUGGGAGGAAGUGGCACCGUGUCUCCUCGGCCUCGUCCGGUCAUCUGGGCACCGCUGGUCCAUGCUCCUUUGCAAACUGCAGCCGCCACCAGUAAUGUAGCCAUUGCCCUCAUGCACCAGCAGCAGCAACAGCAGCAGCAGCUCCAGCAAUUGCAGCAACAGCACGCUCUUAGUGGAACUUUCUUCCUGCCAUCCCCUCUUAUCUCCCCUUCUCCGUCUUCCUCUUUCCCUCUUUCUCCUCCCCGUGCUCCCGUGUUACAGCCCCUUCGCCCCUCUGUAAGCUCUCUCAUCGGAAUGAUGACGAUGGGAGGAAUCGGUGGUUUAUCUCCAAGAGGAUUUCCUGCCUCACCCUCAACCAUGGGUCCUCCUGGUGGGGUUGGUGGAGUGACAUCGCCCCCUUUUGCUAAGACUCCACCAACUCCAGCCUCUUCUGUCCCAACGUCUGUCCAGCAAGGAAGGACCCUCCAUUACAGCCUGCGCCCUCAGGCUGAUCAUCCCUCAGUGAUUGCUGGAUCACUGGGAACCCCAGCUGGAGGAGUCCCAGCUCCACCACUUCACAAGGUAUCCAGCACCAACCCACCUACUGCCUCUGGUGGCCAAUUAGAUGGUAAUACUUCAGUUAUGAGUCAGCAGGGUGCAAAAGAAGCUCUGCUGCGUCAUGGAGGAAAUAGCUUUCAGGGUCUGCCAGCAUUGGGAAGACUCACACAGGAGGCUAGGCUGCUGUCAGCCUCACAGCCCACUCUGCCUCACCGAUCUUGGGCUGGAGUGCAACCUCACCCUCCUCUCCAUCGGAAGGCCUCAGGUGGGAAUUUGUUAGCAGCUCCUUUCCUGGCAGGGCAGUUAGCCAGAGGAGGCAGCGCAGGCAUGCUGACCUCUAACCCUCCAGUGCAGCUGUUGUCAAAUAUUCCAUUGAGUGCACAGACCCAAGCACACGCCACAGUUCCCAUUCAGCCCACUAUAGCUCAGGCUAUCCCUGCAAACAUAGCCACAUACACACAACCUGCAGCUCACACUGCCUCUAUACCAACCGCUGCUCACCUGCCUUCUACAGCUUUACCAUCAUCCUCCCCCCCAAAGCAGACCCCUCUCUCUUCUGCCACCCCUUCACCUACACCCACUCCCUCAUCACCUACACCUAUACUCUCCCACACAUCUCGCCCAAAACCAACCCCAAUGACUCCUUCUCGCUCCUCCUCUCCUCCUCCCUGCUCCACUCCUCCUUCCGCAGGAACAAUCCCACUGUCACUCUCUUCAACUCCUCGUCCCAAGCCACUUCCUACACCUUCUCCCCGCUCUUCUUCUCCCUCUCCAUCCUCCACACCACCUCCAUCCUCAGUUUCUACCCCCGUUCCACUACCUCAGCCUUAUGGGACCAAGUCACCACUUACAUCUUCUCCCCCUUCUACUUUGGUCUCUCCAUCCCCACCACCUCAGAGUCCCAGAGCCAAGGCAUCCAACACACCUCCUUCUGCUUCUCCACUGUCUGGUCCCAGUCCUGCCCUGACUCCAAACCCUUCUCCAAUACCGACUCCCACUCAGACAACCCGGACCCGAACUCCUACCCCAUCUCAAACUCCUAGUCAAACCACGUCACUGGUCACUCCUACCCAAACCUUUACACCUGCAUCCUCCCCAUCUUCCAUGCCUGUUACAUCAGCUCCAUCUUUGAAUAAAUCACAAAGUCCGACACCUUGUCUCCAGCCUUCUCUCUCCAGCUCAGCUAGGGGCCCCGCUUCAAGUCAGAUUCCAAAACAAGCCUCACCACUUACCCCAACGCAAACUCCGACCCCAACGCCUGCUAGCACUAGCUCUGCAACUAAAGUAACCUUCUCAGUUCAUCCUGUAAAGCAAACCUCUCCUGUCCUAACUCCAAGCCCCACUUCAGGCUUGAACCGUAGCAUCAAACAAGCCCCAUCAGCAUCCCCAUCCUCAACAGCUUUAUGCCCCAACCAGAGCUCCAUUCACCCCUCCUCUGUUUUUGCCACCUCCCCUACCACCUCUCCCGGUAUCCAAUCUCCCUCUGCUCACCUCACAACACAAAUGUCAACCACCUCAGCAGCUCCUACUCAUUCCUCAAAACACAAUGCACCCUCUGCCUCCGUCCAGACCACUCAGGCAUCGACCACCGCACCAACCCAACCAGCACAUGCAGCCACUUCGGCCAACUCCACCUCACCUAAAGGUGGGAAAAAGGACCCUCAGCUGUCACUCGCCAGAAAGGACUCAGAGGGACUAAGACACAAAUUGCCAGCCAACAUGUAAGAGCGAAUCUCAUAGAAUGGUGGAUUAUCAGAGCCAUGGAUAUACAGAGUUAUUUCAAAGUUGGCUCCAGGCAGCCAGUGGUCUUAUGUGGACAGGUACAUCUUGUUUGCAUUCACUCUAGGAUGUGGUUGUCUUAGAGCAUCAGGUGUUCGUGUGACUCUCAACCCAGACAAUGAUCAAGGAGAAAGACUUUGUGUGUCUGUUGAGUGCUUGAUGCUGGCUAAGGUAGAGUCUGAAAACAUCCAAAUGUAUACAUACAUAUCUGUGUUAGUGAUUGUUGGAGCAAGCAGGGGAGCUGAAGUGGAAAUACGCUGCAAUACAUGUUCACAGAAAAACUGGACGAAAGCAAUGACUGAAGCCUGAAGAAUACUGUAAAAAGCCAAUGAAAACAGCAAUACUUGUAAAGCAUUUUACUCACUCUGUGACAGGAAAUGACCUCGACAAUGAUAAUUAAUGUGAGAAGAUUAUCUUUUUGCUGUUGGGAAACAAGAACGCCUAACAUGACGUCAAAAUGCAGGCAAUAGAGCAGACGCUUCCUGGUUUCCAGCUCCAACGCCCUCUUGUCUCCCAUUCUUCACCAAAGUGUAAUAUUUUCUCAUCAAAAUAAUAACAAUUGUUAUAAUAUAGCGUUUAAAAAUCACUGUAAAGUUGAUACUUAUAUGAAAUUGAAUAAUUAGGAGCAGUCCACUGGUAGUUUUGUUGUCCCAGGUGUGUGGUGUUUAGUUUUUGAAAAAUACAAGACUUUUUAACCUACAUGUUCACAAUUUCUGUAUAUUGUGUUUGUGUGUAUGUGUGUGUGUGUGUGCGCGUGACACACAAUACUGCUUGGCUGUACACUCAAUUGUGGUUCACUCAGUUUUGUCCCACCCAGCUCCCUGUACCUGUAAAUACGUGCCUCUCUGUGGGUCUGUUGUAUGCUUCCUCACUCCCCGGCCUCCAUGUCUUUCAUCUCUUGUCUGUCUAGCUGCCUUUCAUCUGAUUUCACAGCUCUGGUCACUAACUGUUUCUUUGACGCUCACAGAUUCACUCCCUUCCUCUCUGCAGCCAUCAUCCUCACGUUCAACUGGCAGUCUCAUCCUUCUGUCGCCCUAUGACACAGUUUCAGCUCCAUUUCCAGUGAUGUUUGAUGUUUUCUGUGUGUAGCAACUAAGCAUUUCUGUCUUAACCCCUGAUACCAUGUUGCCUAGACUUAUAUUUAAGGACCAAAUGUUUUAUUUUUAUUUAUCACAGCUUUAGCUUUGAAAAGAACAAAAACAUAGCUAACAAUGCUGUCAAAAUGAUGAUCUGUGUGUGACACUGAAGGUGAUGAUUAUGAGUGUGAUGAUGAUGAUAAGAAGAUGACGAUGGUGUAUAUCUGGAUGUAAGAAUAAAGGGGAUUUAGAUAUCA
Molecule: messenger RNA, 7331 nt
Organism: Mugil cephalus (flathead mullet)
Lineage: Eukaryota; Metazoa; Chordata; Actinopteri; Mugiliformes; Mugilidae
Product: potassium/sodium hyperpolarization-activated cyclic nucleotide-gated channel 2-like
Exons: 9
Coding region: 1418-5944 (1508 amino acids)
Biological process (GO): transmembrane transport; monoatomic ion transport
Cellular component (GO): membrane
Molecular function (GO): monoatomic ion channel activity
Source: RefSeq, a predicted model, not a curated record